GCAUUCUUCAGUGUGCUGCUGAAGCUCCGCCCACCGUUAACCGAUAGUCAGUCCGUGUCAAAGUUCCGCGAGUAACGGCAGGAGCGGCGGCAGGAUAAUGGCGAAGCUCUUCGGGAUUUCACUGUUUAUAGUGCUGCUGGGUCUGGCGAUAAAGACUUCAGCAUCUGGAGGACAACAGAAGAAAAUCAGACAGAAGAGAGAAUGGAUUGUUCCACCCCGCAAACUGAGGGAAAAUGUUAAUUAUCAACAUUUGGAGUACAUAGCCAAAAUCCGUUCAGACGAGGAGACGAGGACAAGUAUACAAUAUUCACUGACUGGAUCAGGGGCUGACAAGCCACCCAUCAACUUGUUCACUGUUGAUAGAGAAAAAGGCUUGGUCAAGAUCCAUGGAGUGUUAGACAGAGAGAAAACUCCCACAUAUCACCUUCGAGGGGUAGCCACGUUUCUGAAUGGGAGUUAUGCUGAGAAGGAUAUCGACUUAAGAAUCGUGGUGGAGGAUGAGAACGAUUGUGCUCCUGUGCUUAACUUCACAACUGGAUCUGUUCCUGAGUUGAGCGCAAGAGACACGUUUAUAACGAAAAUCACAGCAACAGAUGCAGAUGAAGAAGGAACUCUGCAUACAAAAAUUUCCUACAGCAUUGUUCAAGAGAGUCACGCUGGCAUGUUCUACAUUAAUCGAGAGACUGGUCAGAUAUUCGUCAUGCAAAACACGCUAGACAGAGAGAAAAAAGACACAUACACAUUGACCAUUAAAGCAACCGAUAUGAAUGGAGCUGCAAACGGAUUUACAGGGACUGGGACAGCUGUCAUCACAAUACUUGACGUCAAUGACAAUAUUCCUACUUUGGAGGAAAACUUUUUUGAGUGCUCGGUGGAGGAAAACACAAAAAAUGUGGAAGUGGUAAGAAUUAAAGUGACUGAUGCUGAUCUCAUCUAUACUGAAAACUGGCUGGCUGUCUUCACUAUUGUGUCAGGAAACGAAGCUGGUUAUUUCUCCAUAACCACAGACAACAAGACCAAUGAAGGCAUCCUGAUUCUCCACAAGGAACUGGACUUUGAAGAGCUGAAGGAAGUAAGGCUUCAAGUGUCUGUCUCUAACAAGGCAGAAUAUCACUCAUCAGUAGUCAUAACAGAGAGCAAGACGUACACCGUCCGAGUCAGGGUGAUCAACCAGCCCGAGGGCCCUCGCUUCAGACCUGCAGUCAAAGUCAUCACCAUAUCUGAAGAAAGCACCACUAUUGAUUUGAGAAAAGUCAUAACCAAUUACGCAGCAAUAGACAGUGACACACUAUUAAUUGCUAAUAACGUGAGGUAUGCAAAAGGAAAAGAUGUUGACAACUGGCUGAUUAUAGAUGAGAGGACAGCUGAUAUAAGACUCAAUAAAAUUCCAGAUUAUGAGUCCAAGUUUCUGAUCAAUAACACAUAUUAUGCCCACAUAAUCUGCAUCACCAAUGAAAUUCCAGCUAAAACUGCUACAGGUACCAUUGCCAUUCAAGUGAAGGACUUUAAUGACCACUGUCCUGUGCUGAUCCAUCAGUCUCAAAGACUGUGCUAUGAAGAGCAUGUGGUUUAUGUCACAGCUGUGGACAAAGAUCAUUUCCCCAAUGGAGCACCCUUUGUUUUCAAUGUGGACGACGAAAGAACAAAGGAGUCAUGGCGUGUCGAACAUCUCAACGACACUACAGCAAUAUUCAGAUCUCAAAAAACACUAUGGCCUGGUGUGUACCAUAUGUUUGUGGAUGUGAGUGACCAGCAGGGAAAGAUCUGUGCUGGUCAGAUGCUUCAGAUAGAAGUCUGCACAUGUGACGCAUCAAAAGUUUGCCUGCCAGAAAAAACAGUUUCGAGAUUUGGAGUAUCUGGUGUUUUUCUAAUGUUGUUGGGACUGCUGCUCCUUCUAUUGGUGCCUCUUCUGCUGCUGUUCUGUCUUUGUGGUGGUGCAGGAGCUGCAGCAGGUUUCAAGUCCAUCCCAUUUGAUGCUAAAGAGAAUCUUAUAGCAUAUAACACUGAAGGACAGGGAGAGGACAAGGGAAUGCCUCUCUUACAGGUGUCAAAAGAGCAUGAUGACAGCAAGCUCAGUUAUGUGGACGCUUUAAAAGCGGCUCAGAGGAGGAGUGAUGCAGUAAAUGUUGGUGUAGAGAGAGCAAAAGGCUCACAUUGGUCCUCUUUCUACCAAUAUGAUCAGCAUGAUGAUGCAUAUCAUCACCACAAGAGUCAGACUGAUGGGAUGUACAUGCAUGCAAAAAGAAAAGAGGAACAUAGCAGAUUUGACACCUAUGAUGGCCUUGCACUCUCUGAUGCUUUCUUAGGCAACUACUAUUCUCAAAAAACAGGUUAUGUGGCUAGGAAGCAAGAUAUGGGAGACUGUCUGAAGGUCUAUGACUAUGAGGGUCAGGAAUCUUGCAUGGGCUCAUUUGAGGACAUCUGCAGUCUCACGCAUGAAGAUGAUAACCUUGCUUUCCUUGAUGACCUUGGCCUGAGGUUCAAGACCCUAGCUGAGAUCUGUAGUGGUUCUACAAUAGAACUUGAAAUGAGCACAACCACUGCUGUGACCUCCAAACCGGUCCUGUCUACCACACACAAAGAUGUUGACGUACAGGAGACAGUUAGUCUACAAAAUUCUCAGGAGAAAGGAAUAUCUUCCACCAUUAUUCAUGCUGCAGGAGGACAGCAGGCAAGCAGCAUGUCCUCUACAGGAAUGUAUGUCCAUGAGAAGGUGAUGGUUCCUAACCCAACUCUGUUAGUACAGCAGCCUGCAUUGUACUAUACCCAUGCCACCCCCAUUUAUGUGGUGGAAACCCAUCCUACUCUGGUGAUGACGCCCAGCCCAGUCCUAGGCAUUCAAGAGAAUUUAAUAGUAGAGGAGCAGAGGAGCUCUGAUGCUACCCUGCGUGGAACUGCCAAACGUGAAAUGCAGCAAUACCAGAGUGUAGUCCUUGUUGAGAAGCAGCCAACUAAAGGGUCUGUGCAGGCUCAAGGUAGUGUCUCUGGAGCUGUUCAAAUUGUUAACACUGAAGUAGUGCAGUCCACAGAGUCUCAUGGGGUUAGACGGGCAUUUCAUCCCGCCAGAACGGUGAUGGCAGGAGGGGCCAGAGAGAGGGAAGUUUGUGGUUCAUUGGAUAUGAGGGUUCCUCAGAGUCUGUAAGCACUCUUAAAGCUGCAGUAGGGAGUUUUUAGAAAACGUUGACUUAGCCUGAAAAUUUGAACAAGCACAACUCACAGGUCACUCCCCCUUGCUCUAUGCUGCGCUACAGCCCUCCUUCCACAGCUCCUCCCCCAUCACAACGGAGCCUGCCGUGAACGUGCAGGCUAGUAAGCAAGCAGGACCACCAAUGACGGCGGAUAAACAGUUAUGGCACAUUCACUGGUACAGACGAAACAUCAACAGUAUGAUUUACAUUGACUAUGGCCUGCCCAUACUUUGACUACAAACUUGGUCCUCAAAACAUUACAUAUUUUGCAAUAC
Messenger RNA from Megalobrama amblycephala (Wuchang bream), 3463 nucleotides. RefSeq names its product desmoglein 2 like (gene dsg2l). The record is from RefSeq and is a predicted model, not a curated record. Lineage: Eukaryota; Metazoa; Chordata; Actinopteri; Cypriniformes; Xenocyprididae. The coding region runs from base 98 to 3142 and encodes 1014 amino acids. The transcript has 14 exons. Gene Ontology annotation, cellular component: plasma membrane; desmosome. Gene Ontology annotation, biological process: homophilic cell-cell adhesion. Gene Ontology annotation, molecular function: calcium ion binding.